UUUCUCAAUUCUACCAAGAACUCAUGACGACAUACUAGGCAGUUUGCCGGUACAAGCCUCAUAGGGAGCUACACCUUUUAAAAUGUGACUAACCUAUGCCUGAAAGGAAUAAUUAUUUCUAUUUUAUUUGUCUUGAUGGAAGUGUUUUUCUAGUUGCUGCGGGCAGAUCAUUUGGAGUAAACAGGAAAGCACAAGACUUGUCAAAAAAACGUGUUAGGGCAACACCUUGGUUUGCAAGGAAUAGGUAGAAGGUCUGAUCAUAAAUGUGGGGGGUUUUGCAUCUCUUGUUUUUAAGCUAGACUUUUAAAGUAGACGAGGUCUUUAAUGUGCUGGUUUGCAGCACAGGAAGUCUGAUUUUCAGUGUGAUAACACAUUCUUUGACAUUAACCAGUACAGUUGGAUUUUUAAUGACACUUUCAUCUUCAAAGGCCUUUACCAACACAGAGGAUUAAUUAUUCAUUUUUGGGUUGUGUGUUAAAAAGAUAAAUCUUCAAAGACAUCAUCCUUUCUCCUUGGAAUAGGGGCUCUCCACCUUUCAAAUGCUGCUUUUUUUUUUGCCCCCAAGGGGAAAUUUUUUUUUUUUUUAAGAAAAAGAAUACAAUGGGAAAAUACUCUUUGCAAGAUGGAAAACUGAUGUUCUUAUAUCCUGGGUGGGAUUAGAAGAGGUCGGAGAAGCAGUAUUUAAGCUGUGUUUACAGUAAGCAUUCUAGGAAAAAAAAGAAGACUAAAGGUGUUUGUUACUGUUCAGUCUUUUGAUGUGUUCUUAAAAAGCAGCAGGUACACAUAAAGCCCCUUGCCUUCAAUCUAAGUUGAAAAGUAAUAUGCCUACCCCUCGUUGCUAAAAUGUUUUUUUUUCCCCUGUUCCUUUCGAAAAAUGCCUAACUGGUUUUUCUUAAGAUUUAGUUUGGAGCAGAAAACCUCAAGCCUCCCCUGGGGUCCUCCUUGACAUGACACAUAACCACAAGAGAGCAGUCUUUGCUUUGAUGAGGUCUCUCCACCUCCCCAGAAAUGAAAGAGCAAGUGCAAGUUUGCAAACACUCUAAAAGCUCCUUCCAUUAGACCUGGACGCCGGAAGCCACAAAGGGCAGUCAAGUUUUGCUUUUCAAGGAGAAGCGCUGGCGAAGUUUCGCUCUGCUGCCAGGAGAUCUGUUAGGUCCCUGGGAGGAAAGCUCUUCUCAAAUCUUAAGGAUUCCUAGACUCUUUGUGAACGACUCAUCUCUUGAAGACCCAUGGAGGUGGAUUACAGGAACUGAAAAGCUGGGGUGUCUCUGGAAGAUUAUUUGCUGUGCGCUCACAUUUCCCGGCUAGAGGACUCAGCCGAGUAUCCCUCUUUGUUACCUUUUGAAAUAAGAGCAGAGGGCAAGUUUGAAGUGUAGAGAAAGGGGUCCCAAAUCUUUGCCUAUCACUUCGUCUGAAUCUUCAUCAAGGAGUGCAAUGAACUUCGGGCAUCACGCAGAGCACUUGAAGCUUGUCCUCGAACCUGGCUUUUGGGCCCAGAAUCUUCUCCCAAACCAGACCUGCCGCUGUGCGCGGCCGGCUGUAUGGACCAGCACCUCCUCUUCGAAGGUUUAAAAGUUCUUCUAUUGAUAGGUCGGGUGAUCUCUUGGAUGAUCUCUUUGCUUUUCGGCGAAUAAUGGAGAAACGUAAACCCGCGGGACUGCUGACCUUGCCCCUGCGCUCGGUGGCCUCAGGCGUGCCAGGGAUCCUGCCCCGACUCCCUCUUAGGGACUCCUUCAGGGUCUCCUUGCGCCUGGACGCUGCGUGCUGGGAACGGGCGCACGCAGGCUGUGCACGGAGGCAGGCGUACCUGCCCCUGCCUCUGGAGGGCGCCUUCGAGCCCGCCUUCCUCCGCAAGCGCAACGAGCGCGAGCGACAGCGGGUGCGCUGCGUGAACGAGGGUUACGCGCGUCUCCGAGACCACCUGCCCCGGGAGCUGGCUGACAAGCGCCUCAGCAAAGUCGAGACGCUCCGUGCCGCCAUCGGCUACAUCAAGCACCUGCAGGAGCUGCUGGAGCGCCACGCCGGGGGGGAGGAGGGCGCGGCCGGCACCUCCCCCCAGCGCAGGGCCGAAUGCAACAGCGACGGCGAGUCCAAGGCCUCCUCGGCGCCUUCGCCUUGCAGCGAGCCCGACGAGGGGGGCAGCUAACCUGCGCCCCGACCCCGCCGGGACCCUGACGCCCACUGCCCUGCGUGCGUUCGGACUCUCGGUCUCAGAUUCUAUCCGAAGAUAGUUUGCAUCUCUCACCUGGUUUCUUCUCCAAGCCUAAAUCUUAGGAAAAAGCGAUGCGUGCUUGGGCGGCAGGGGAGAUAUUUGACUUUAGGAUGUUUCCUCCCUCUUAUUAGGUAGGUGACUGCAACUUAAAGGUGCUAAGAAAACGCUUUUGUUGCACUUCUAAAAUACAAGCGUUCCAGAUUCUGAGCGCUUCAUUCUACAUAGAGUAUUCUAAAAACUCUUUAUGUUGAGCAUUGAAAUUUCCCACAGUCGGUGUUGUGGGUGAAUUAUUUACUUAACUAUUCAGCUUCAACCAAAGAGGACCUUUACCACCAAAAAUAAAUAAAAAGACAAUCCUUUGUUGCAUUCCUUCCUGUGGGAAUUGUGUUAGAAGGUUCAUGGGCACCGUGCCUCCGGGAAAGUGACUCAACUAUGGAGGACGCGUUUGGCAGCGCUGCGCUGCGGCUGCUGUGGACUCUGGGAAUGAUCGUGUUAGAGAAGCUGACCUGUAUUUGAUACACCCUCUUUUACUAACAAGGGGCCACGUGGAACCCUCAUAACAUGUAGCAGAUUAUAAAAUAAUCUGAGCGUUACUGAUCUCUUCCGAAGAGAGGCCGGAUUUAUGUGGCAACGUAUUUUUCCUCUGUUGUGUUUGUCCACUAUUUUUUUCAUUUCCCUUUUCUUGGCAUUUCUCUGUAAUCCUCACUCCAUCUAACCGCUGGUUACACUAAAGUGAAACUGACUUUAGCAAUUAAAAAAGAAAUAGACUUGGAUGUGCCUCUUCCAGGUGGAACUGGCCGCUGGGAAGGAUUGUGAGUCCAGAGGGGUGGGUUGAGCUGGCACGUUCCCAAACUUCCCAUCACCUUCGGGGCUGUCAGGAACAUUGAAAUGAUCUAGCAACCUGGGCUACGUUACCUGUCUUUGAAAAAUUAUUUAUUCCGGCCUUUUUUGAGAAAAAAAUGAUGAGUCUAUUGGGUAAAUGUUUAUUGGCUUACAAGAUGAACCUCUCAAGCUGUUUUGCCCUUUCCUGUGGGUAUGGCCGGGCGCAGAACGGGGGAAGUGGGCAAGGAGUAUUAACGUUGGGAGCACUUCCCAGUAACUGUGCAUUUCACUUAGUCCCCACAUAGGUUUUAUUACA
Tupaia belangeri chinensis (Chinese tree shrew) is the source of this 3350-nucleotide messenger RNA. RefSeq names its product achaete-scute family bHLH transcription factor 4 (gene ASCL4). Gene Ontology annotation, biological process: developmental process; regulation of transcription by RNA polymerase II. Bases 1634 to 2146 code for a protein of 170 amino acids. Gene Ontology annotation, molecular function: DNA-binding transcription factor activity, RNA polymerase II-specific; protein dimerization activity; RNA polymerase II transcription regulatory region sequence-specific DNA binding. NCBI's taxonomy places the organism in Eukaryota, Metazoa, Chordata, Mammalia, Scandentia, Tupaiidae. The transcript has a single exon. The record is from RefSeq and is a predicted model, not a curated record.